AUGGGCUCUGGAAGCAGACCAGGAACACCGACCAGCCAAAAGUCGGAGGUGGCUAUGACUACGGUCAGCGACGUGUCGAAGCUGACGAUUGGGUGCAAGGCGUUUUUCGAAAAGGACAACGAAAUCCGGCAAGCCGAAAUUCUGUCAAUCCGCGACAAGGCCAUGCAGCACCGGGUGCAGCGCUCGGCCGAAGACGCACCCGUGCAGAACGAAAGGGGCGAGGUGGAGUUUGAAUUCUACGUGCAUUACAUUGAGUUCAAUAAGCGUCUCGACGAAUGGGUGUCCGGCACACGUGCACGACUGGAUAAACCACAUCUCACGGCGGGAGUCACCACUCGGCCACGUGAGAAGAAGCGCAAGACCAACACCGGGUCGUCUGUGGCCACAGGCAGCGGCAGUGUGCCGCAGACCCCCGAGCAUAUUCGGCACGACGACGCGGCAUAUACGGCACCUCAGGGCACAGACGGGACGUUUUCAAAGGAGAAGGAGAUUGAGAAGCUAAGGACACAAGGAUCAAUGACGCAGUCGAGCGGCGAGGUUGCACGCAUGAAGAACCUGAAUAUCAUCGAGAUGGGUGAGUUCCAAGUCGAGCCGUGGUACUUUUCGCCGUACCCGACUGAAACAGCAUAUGUGCCAACCUUGUACAUCUGCGAGUUUUGCCUAUGCUAUUAUACCAACCACAAGCAGUACGAGCGGCAUCGUACAAAGUGCACACUGCAGCACCCACCAGGCAACGAAAUAUACCGCAAGGACGACAUCUCGUUCUUUGAGAUUGACGGGCGGCGGCAAAAGAUGUACUGCCGGAAUCUGUGCCUGCUCUCAAAGUGCUUUUUGGACCACAAGACGCUGUACUACGAUGUCGACCCGUUCCUGUUUUAUAUUCUGACGCAGCGCGAUGAGCGGGGCUGCCAUAUCAUCGGGUACUUUAGCAAGGAGAAGGAGUCAGCGGACAACUAUAACCUGGCGUGUAUCCUGACAUUGCCGCAGUACCAGCGCAUGGGGUACGGGCGUGUGCUGAUGCAGUUCUCGUAUGAACUGUCCAAAGCCGAGGGCAAGGAGGGAUCGCCCGAGAAGCCACUGUCAGACCUUGGCUUGCUGAGCUACCGUGCGUUCUGGUCAGAAGUGCUGGUCGAGCUGCUGGUCGGCAUCGAUGAUCUAAGCAAUAUGACCAGCUUUACGACACAAGAUAUCCUGCACGCCCUGUUUAGUCUUGAUGCGAUCCGGUACUACCAUGGCCAGCACUGCAUUGUGCUGAGCGAGCGCGUAAUCGAGCAGUACGAGCGGUUCAAAAAGAAGAAGCUGCGGCGUAUCGACCCCACAUGCCUGAAGUGGACGCCCAAGGUGUUCUCGCAGGCAGAGCUCCGGUACUUGUAAGGCCGGUGGAUAUUUUUAGAAUGUAUUGCCUGUUUAUACCCGGCCAGUUUGAAGUGCAUUGAAGGGGGCAUACCCGUACACGGGCCAUAUUUCCAAGAGCUGAUCGUCAUCCAUAUCGCCGAAAUGUCGGCCAUUUACGAGGAGGGGCUCUGAGCCCACACUCUGGCCUGGGCGUGAUGGGCCUAGGGGAACGUGUUAGCGAAGGAAAUCGCUUGGAAAUUCUUUUAUCCCCGCCGCAUGACCUGCUGUUCCCCGAGACCCGCUGCUUUUGGGGUCUGUGGAUGUGUCCGAGGCUGAAUCACCCGUAGCCUGUAGACGCGCUCCGACAUACGCAUCAGGUUGCAACCCUGUUUGCUGCCUCCCUCCACGAGCUACUUCGACAAGCAGCCACUUGCUCU
This is a messenger RNA of Linderina pennispora, 1772 nucleotides long. RefSeq lists its product as uncharacterized. The transcript has 3 exons. Gene Ontology annotation, molecular function: histone acetyltransferase activity. NCBI's taxonomy places the organism in Eukaryota, Fungi, Kickxellomycota, Kickxellomycetes, Kickxellales, Kickxellaceae. The record is from RefSeq and is a predicted model, not a curated record. Bases 1 to 1374 code for a protein of 457 amino acids. Gene Ontology annotation, biological process: regulation of DNA-templated transcription.